AGAUGCAACGACACAGAGAAGGCCUACUGCGUGAACGGCGGAGACUGUUAUUUCAUACAGGGCAUAAAUCAACUCUCAUGCAAGUGUCCAAAUGACUUUACUGGCGAUCGCUGUCAAACCUACGUUAUGGCCAGUUUCUACCAGCAUCUUGGGAUUGAGUUUAUGGAGGCAGAAGAGCUCUACCAGAAGCGAGUCCUGACAAUCACGGGUAUCUGCGUGGCUCUGCUGGUGGUAGGCAUCGUGUGCGUCGUGGCCUACUGCAAAACCAAGAAACAGAGGAGGAUGAUGCACAAUCACCUGCGACAGAACAUGUGUCCGGAACACCCCAACCGGAACCUCGCCAACGGACCCAACCACCCGGGACCCGGACCUGAGGAGUUACCCAUGGUUGACUACAUAUCAAAGAACCUCCCGGCCACGGAGCGCGUCCUGCGACCCGCCCCCGAAGGCUCGUUCCGCGGCAGCCAUGCCUCUUCCAGAUCUCACAACUCUUCCACGCGAGCCCAUUCAUCAACCAACAGACACGACGAGCGGACAUGGAGCCUGGACCACUCGGGCAGCAUCCUAUCAGACUCCCCAGGCAUGAUGUCUUCCUCGGUGGGCACCAGUAAGUGCAGCAGCCCCGCCUGCAUGGAGGCCCGGGCCCGUCGCGCCACGCACUGCGUCUUCUCCGACCCCCACCGACCAGGCCUGCAGUACGGAGAGUCCUUCGACUCUCUGGGAGACUCCCCACACAGCGACAGGUGGGACCACCGAGAAACACACUUUAGCCUCUUUAGCAGUUUGGCACCUUUAGCAUUAGGAUCGAAUUAGCUGAAGGGCUUUUAGCAUUAUCAUAGAUGAAUAAGCUAAACUGCAUUCAGCACUAUGAUUGGAUGAAUUAUCUGAACUCUGUUUACCGUUUUCAAUGGAUGAAUUAGCUGAACUGCGCAUAGCGUUAUCAAUGGAUGCAUUUGCCUAACUGCAUUUGUGUUCUUAGCAUCAUAAUGAAAGAUGAAUGAAUUAAACAACAAAAUAAUUGAAUGAAUUAAGCAACAAAUUACAAUUAUGGAUGAGUGAAUUGGUUUGAGCACUUUUAGCAUUAUAAAUGAAUCAGCUAGAUUUCUUGGCAAUAUGAUGGAGGAACUUGGCUGAAACCCAUCAAGCAUCAGAAAUAAAUGAACUUGCUAUCAUACAUUCAACAAUGAAUUAGCAAUACAAACAGAGGAAUUAGCCAAACGGCCAUUUAGCACGAUGAAUGAAGGACGUGUCUAAAGAGGUGUGAUGCUGGGGGGGGUUCUCAUCACAGUUGUCUGUCUUUUUCCACUGGUUCUGUUUUGGCCAAGAGGGUCCGUCAGAGCACGACAACGGGGACUCCAGUGGAAAAUUAUCCACAGCAGAGCCGAUGAUGAAAUCCUCCAGAGCUAGCACUGCACCAGCCAAGCGGCGCAACAAUAGCGCUCUUGUUGCGGUUAUUCCCAAGUCAAUAAUCAGGGAACGUUUGCUAAAGUGCGGCCAUUAGCAUUGACAUGCAUCAGCGUGAUUGAAUAUCGCUGGUUUUGAGUAGGCGCUGUUUACACUUUGAUGCUACUCAAUUCAUACCGCAAUUUUGCAAGGUCGAGUUAAUAUGAUUUCUUAGGUUAUUUAAAAAACGUCAAAGAAAAAUGUGAAAAAAACAAAGUUAUUUUCUAAAUUGUUCUGGGCAAGACAGUGUUUCCAGACAUGGCUAUUGUCCUUGCCAAAAAUAUGACAUGCAUGUAUAUACAAAUAUAUUUGUGAUUUUUGGUUGACCUCCCAAUGUAAAUGUGUUGUUAACCUCCCAGGACUUGAGCAGUAGUUUGACAAACAAGCUCCACGAUCCACACCCAAAUGUCUGUCCUCUCAUCUUUAAUUUUCACUUCAGAGGCCGCGUACUAAGUACGUGUGAAAAGGUUAAUGUGACUUUAACUAUAGGGGAAAUUAGUCUGCCAGGACAGGUGGCAUAUAUCAAGGAUAAGUACCAUGGUUCCCUGCCAAAACCCACAGCCUUAGAGGAAGGGUGUGGAGCUCCUUUAUGGAGCUAGGAACCCCGGGAUUCCACAUUGCUAGGAGUCUUUGACUGUUUGGUUUUUCCUCAAUAUUACCAAGUUCGUCGGGUUUAUUAACUUCACAUGAGAAUGGUAAGAAAUCAGUUAUAUCUGAUACUUUUUUUUUUGAUUUUUAUCAAUUGAUCAGAGUAGCGUUCGAUACACCACUCGUAAUUUGAAAUUAUUCAAAGCAGAUCGCUCAAACAAUGACCUUGGAAAAAGGGAUUCCUCAUCUCAUAUUUUACUUUUAAAUGGAAACCCGUAACUGGAAGUUACACGGGGUAAGGAGCUGUCAUUGGCAUCGCCGAAUCCCAGCCUCACCACAUUCGGAACAAGUUUGAGGUCAAAAUGGCAUGGCAGCAUCCGCCAAACCAACGGUUCCCAUCACACCAGCACUCUGAAUCACAGGACUCUCCGCAAAGUCACUGAGAUCAGAGCGCAGCUCACCAUCUCAGGGGAGACCCUGCCGGCUCUUUCAUGUGCUGUCGGUCCUUCUUGUAAUGUUAUAACGCCCUUGAUGAUUACUAUAAAAGCCAGACAGGAUUGCAUUACAGUAGACUUUUAUUUUGAAGCGCUCGUCGUUUGCUUUGAUCGGACUGUGGCGCUGUUGUAGAUCACCUCGCAUCGUGAACCCUCAAAACGUUUUCCCCUUACAUUCGGGUUCUGUGCAACGUUACCCUGUAAAAAAUGAUCCUUUCACUGUGGACUCAUUUAGAUGACAAAUGUGAAGUUUCCCUGGCAUGGACCGAUAUGGAAAAAUUAUAUAAAAAAAAAUAAAACAGAACAAUCUCGAAUGGGAUCGGGAAAAGAUCGGAUGACCGCGUCGUUAUGCUGGCCCUACAACGCAUGUCUGGGUGCCAAAUAGUGAUCCCAUGAGGUAACGGCGCACCUUG
Messenger RNA from Gadus chalcogrammus (walleye pollock), 2938 nucleotides. RefSeq names its product pro-neuregulin-2, membrane-bound isoform-like. Gene Ontology annotation, molecular function: signaling receptor binding. The record is from RefSeq and is a predicted model, not a curated record. The transcript is spliced from 7 exons. Gene Ontology annotation, biological process: nervous system development; intracellular signal transduction; animal organ development. The coding region runs from base 127 to 813 and encodes 228 amino acids. Lineage: Eukaryota; Metazoa; Chordata; Actinopteri; Gadiformes; Gadidae.